ACAGUGAAGCUGACAAACAGUUUUUUGAGUUUUUUGCAAAUAAUCGUCGGUGUUUUGUUUAGCUGCAGCAAAUUUCAACAAAAGUUUGGAAAUAUUUAAUUCAUUUAUAUUUUAAAUAGGAAAUUAUGUCACGUUACGAUCGCGCCGUUACCAUAUUCUCUCCUGAUGGCCAUUUGUUGCAAGUGGAAUAUGCACAAGAAGCUGUGCGAAAAGGAUCAACAGCGGUUGGUGUACGUGGAGCCAACUGUGUAGUUUUGGGUGUAGAAAAGAAAUCGGUGGCAAAAUUACAAGAAGAACGCACAGUGCGAAAGAUCUGCUUGCUGGACAAUCAUGUUGUUAUGGCAUUUGCUGGUCUCACCGCUGACGCUCGAAUUUUAAUUAAUAGAGCUCAGGUAGAAUGUCAAAGUCACAAGUUAAAUGUUGAAGAUCCCGUAACAUUGGAAUACAUUACCAGAUACAUUGCUCAAUUGAAACAGAAGUACACACAAAGCAAUGGCCGUCGUCCAUUUGGUAUUUCCUGCCUUAUAGGUGGUUUCGAUUUUGAUGGCACUCCUCAUCUAUAUCAAACUGAACCCUCAGGUAUUUACUACGAAUGGAAGGCUAACGCUACUGGACGUUCUGCCAAAACAGUACGUGAAUUCCUCGAGAAACACUACAAAGACGAAGAAGUCGAAUCUGAAAAUGGUGCCGUCAAAUUGGCAAUUAAAGCAUUGUUGGAAGUGGCACAAUCGGGGCAAAAGAAUUUAGAAAUUGCCGUCAUGGAGAAGGACAAACCUUUGAAAAUGUUAGAUGUGCAAACUAUAGAAAAGUAUGUAGCAGUGAUUGAGAAAGAAAAGGAGGAAGAGGCUGAGAAGAAAAAGCAAAAGAAAUAAACUUUGAUAGUUUAAGAUGCUGCCACUACAGUCCUUUUUGUUUCGUCAUCGUAAAAUUCAACAAUAAGAACACGAUCCUGUGUAACACAUGGUUUAUUUUCUAAUCUAUUAAUUUAAAUGGUUUAAUUUUUAGCUUUUCUAAAUGUGGAAAUAAAACAAACAACAAAAAAUUUUAAA
Calliphora vicina (urban bluebottle blowfly) is the source of this 1049-nucleotide messenger RNA. RefSeq names its product proteasome alpha4 subunit (gene Prosalpha4). Gene Ontology annotation, biological process: ubiquitin-dependent protein catabolic process; proteasomal protein catabolic process. Lineage: Eukaryota; Metazoa; Arthropoda; Insecta; Diptera; Calliphoridae. Bases 126 to 872 code for a protein of 248 amino acids. Gene Ontology annotation, cellular component: proteasome core complex; proteasome core complex, alpha-subunit complex; nucleus. The record is from RefSeq and is a predicted model, not a curated record. The transcript has 3 exons.